AUGAUUAUGCAUGGUACCUGGUACAAGGGACCUCAGUUGGCGCAUCAUCCUCACGGCAGCACCCACAGCCACAAUCACAGCGACUACCAUCAGUUCCGCUCGUACCCCUCCUUCGUUGUGACGCCCUACCACGAUGGCCAUGUCCAGGGUUCGGCUACGCCAACGCCCUGCAACGGUCCAGGUCCGCACCCAGCUCCAGUCUCGCUACCCGUCUGUCAAACCGGCCACGGAUCACCUAUAAUUGUCGAGGGAUCCUUUGCCGCCGCCGCUGCAGCCGCCGCAGCUGCUGCCGCUACUGCCGCUGCAUCCGUUGCCGUCGGAGGAGCUAGUGCCACACCCCUGCUGCCCAGUCCGCCCAUCAAGAUCGAGCAGGUCUUUGGUGAGCCAUCCGCAUCCUCGCUGGGAGUCGUCGUCGAGGACUACGCACUGAGCCUGGACUCCGUGGAGCAUACGUUUAGGAAGCCCCACAACAACAACAACAAUAAUAAUAAUAACAACAACAACAACAAUAACAACAGUGGCUAUUCUUGGUCAAGCAGCAGCAACAACAACGAAGUCGUGAACAACCAUCCAAACACACCACCCACUCCGCCCCACGAGACGACUCCAGUGUCCGCAAUUAAUUUGAAUCAAACCCAACCCGCAUCACAGACGCGUCCAAACUUUGGCAGCUCCAUAAAGUCACCACCGUCAGAGCCGGACGCGGUCAGAGUCGCCGCCACGUGCAAAAGUCAGGAGACCGACUCGACUCCACAGCCCAACAACUCCAACUCCAAUCAGAGCUCCAACUCUCAUCAGUCUCACUCACAGAACCAUACCCAUAGCCACUCCCAUUCCCAUCAAAACCCCAAUUCCAACUCAACGGCCGCCGCUGUGGCCGCUGCCGCUGCCGCCGCCGCCGCUGCCAACAUGCCGAUCGGCGGCGUCCAGGGCCAGAAUCCCACCCAGGGUCUGGUCCACUGGAUGAGCGCCGUGAUGGCCGAGCACAUGACCGGCCAGACGCACCACGAUCCCAGUGCCGUGGGCAUGCACUACAUGUGGAACGGCAACGUUGAUCAUGCCAAAGACAUAAGCGAUUACAAUCUUUGGCCGCCGACGCCGCGCAGUCAUCAGCAUGCCAGCGAGCAUCAUCCGAUGUCCCUGAAACAGGAGUACGAGGCCAAAAUGAACGAUCACCACCACAACAAUCUGCAGAAAGGUCACUUUCUGGAUGACAAUCGUCUGGAGCAUCAUGCGGUUACGGGACAAGGUGGCCUGGGUCUUGGUGCAUCCAAUGGCCCUGGCGGCGGCGGCGGAGGAGCAGGCGGUGCUGGCUCUGGCGGUGGCAACACCAGCCUGGGUCCCACCUCUCACCAUGCCGCCGCCGCUGCUCAUCAUCACAACCAAGCGGUAGCUGCCGCCUCCGCGGCCGCCCUGCUGGUGGUGCCACAGCCUAUCAAUGCCAGUAAAAUGGGCGGACCCGGCGGUGUCGCCUCGGUGGCCGGCGCACAUGCCGGCGGCACUGGCAGCGGACGCAAGUAUCAGUGCAAAAUGUGCCCCCAGAUCUUCAGCUCGAAGGCGGACCUACAGCUGCACACGCAAAUCCAUAUGCGGGAGGCGAAGCCGUACAAGUGCACGCAGUGUUCAAAGGCGUUCGCCAACUCGUCGUAUCUGUCGCAGCACACGCGGAUCCACCUGGGCAUCAAGCCGUACCGCUGCGAGAUCUGCCAGCGCAAGUUCACGCAGCUCUCGCACCUGCAACAGCACAUCAGGACGCACACGGGCGAUAAACCGUACAAGUGCCGGCAUCCCGGCUGCCAGAAGGCCUUCUCGCAGCUCUCGAACCUGCAGUCGCACUCCCGCUGCCACCAGACGGAUAAGCCCUUCAAGUGCAACUCCUGCUACAAGUGCUUCUCGGACGAGCCCUCGCUCCUGGAGCACAUACCCAAGCACAAGGAGUCCAAGCACCUGAAGACGCACAUCUGUCAGUACUGUGGCAAGUCCUACACGCAGGAGACCUACCUGACUAAGCACAUGCAGAAGCACGCCGAGCGGACGGACAAGAGGCCACCGAUUGUACCGGGCAGUGCAGCUGCCCUGGCAGCGGCUGCCGCUGCCGCCAAUCCCGCCAACGGACCUCCUCAGCAGACGCCCACCAAUACCCAAUCCGCCGCCGCCGCCGCAGCCGCUCAGCACCAACGCAAUAACCUGGGCCUUCCACCCGUUUCCAUAGCGCCCAGCGAUAAUGGCUAUUGGCCCAAGGUGAGUCCGGACUCUGCCGCUGCCGCCAAUGCCAUGGAGGUGAUGCAUCAACAGCAGCAGCAGCAGCAACAGCAGCAGCAACAACAGCAGCAGCAGCAACAGGCCCAUCAUCAUCAUCCACAGCACGGAGUGCCCCCGCAGCAACAUGUCCCGCCACAGCAGCAGCAGCAACAACAACAGCAGCAACAGCACCAUCAUUCACAGCAGCAGCAGCCGCCGCCGCAGCAUGGCAUGGAGGCGCACUACGUCCAGCCGACGGCGCCGAACAGCGCCCAGAGCAAUGGGCACGGAACGGAGCUGCAGACGCACCAUCGCAUGCCGGAUCCAGUGCGGGAGGAUAUAGUUUCGACUCCCAGCGCCGUGGGCCCCUACGAUGCAGCGUCCAUUGCCAAGAGCGCCAGCAACUCGGCCUUCACGCCGAUCAACUCCAUGCCGCCGCACCUAAAUUCGCUGAGCCACCAUCCGAUGGCCCAGCGGCCCUAUCUCUACGAUGCCAUCAGCUUCCCGAACAAGAACGUGAACCAGAACAAUGCCAACGCGUUCCCCAACCAGCUGAUCUCGCUGCACCAGAUCCGCAACUAUGCCCACCAGCCGGCGGGCCUGAUGGCCGGCGAGCACCUCCUGGGCGUGAGCGUGGGCCCGGGCAAGGAGAAGGGGUAGCUAGGGUCGUACUUCUAAGUUUCGCGUUAACAGACCACGAUUAUUUAUCCCAGCAAGGACGAGGCGUGCAUUCCUGUACAGUAUUAAUUUGUAGUUAGUCGUAGAGCGUUAGGGACUGAUGGUAGUUUCGACAGGUUCUGUUUCGGUUAAGGUAACUGGAGGUUAAGCCACAAUGCGUAUUCUGAUUUGACUAACACCGUCCAAGCCUAAGUUUACACGAUGUCUCGGAAUAUGAACUCCACCCUCUGUCCGGCAAAAGUCUCUCCCUCCCAUCCAUAAGUUGUCCAAGACGUCGUCUAUAUGGCUCAGUAUGUAUAUAUAAUUGAUAAUGUAUUUAUUUUCGAUGCACAAACGGAUCUCGCAGUCCUGAAUCAAUGGCAGAGUUGAAAUCAGAAGCUGCAAACUACGCCGAUAUAUGUACAUAAAUAUACAUCAACCUAAAGAAACUAACCGGCAAAAGUAAUUUACAUUAAAUCUUCAUAAAUAUAUAUAAAUAUAUAUUUGUUUACGUGUAUCGUAUUAAAUUCAGAAAUUUCUGAAAGAAGUUUCUCGUGAACAAAACAAAAUAAAAUAAAGUUAAUUAAAAUUCAAAACUAUAGAUGGAACUAUGCGAUAGAUGAAAAAACUAUUUUGACAGAACAUUUUCUAAGUACAUAGAUGUUGGCAGAGGCAAAACCCGAAGACGGAUUCAAACAGAGAGCCCACACAGAGAUGUUGUAUUACUUUUUUGGAAAGACUGAAGUGAUCAAAAUUAACGAAAAAGAAAAAGAAAACCGAACACCAUAAGGAUAAAGAUAAAGCUAACGAUAUCAAACAUUUUAAAGAGAGUUUUUACCGCAGUUACUAAGCAAAACUGAAUGUGUCCUAUAAAAUUUCGUACUAAAUGGCAGAAACUAAACCUAAAUACGAGUAUGGCAACAUCAAAUGUAAUGUAUUAUUAACUAAAGUAAUUUUAACUUUAAUAUUAAUAUAAAUCUAACUAAAUAUUAACUAACCCAUAGCUAGUGUUUAACUCCAGAAUGCAAUCUCAAUGUAAAGAAAACAAAAGCAAAAACAAAACCACAACAAAAUACCUACCUUGUAAGUGAAUAGCAAAAUGAACUCUGACCCACAAC
Molecule: messenger RNA, 4016 nt
Organism: Drosophila kikkawai
Lineage: Eukaryota; Metazoa; Arthropoda; Insecta; Diptera; Drosophilidae
Source: RefSeq, a predicted model, not a curated record